Ornithodoros turicata is the source of this 2493-nucleotide messenger RNA. Its product is annotated as endothelin-converting enzyme 1-like. Bases 122 to 2332 code for a protein of 736 amino acids. Gene Ontology annotation, cellular component: plasma membrane. NCBI's taxonomy places the organism in Eukaryota, Metazoa, Arthropoda, Arachnida, Ixodida, Argasidae. Gene Ontology annotation, molecular function: metalloendopeptidase activity. The transcript has 2 exons. The record is from RefSeq and is a predicted model, not a curated record. Gene Ontology annotation, biological process: protein processing.
CCACGUUACAAUCUCUACUGCACGUUCCAGCUGAGUCAGUUUUGUCGGUACCUUUUGGACAGUUCGCAUCAAGCAGCAGUGACUGGGUGUUCUGGAAGCAAGAAUUACAGACCUCGCAAAUAUGGAGAAGCGGGUACGGUCGAACCCGAGAGAUCGGAGGAGGGGCAAGAGAGGGCCUGUGGUGAAACACGCUGGACUGCCCGUGGACCUCGUAUAUCACGCCCAGAACCAUCACGGCAACAUCUCUACGGGGCACCCGGAGCCGAAGUCCGCACAGGACGAAUGCCCGUCUCAAGGUUCGAGUCUGUCCUGGACGUCAGCGAAGCCAACACAGCCGACGUCCUCCUCCGACAAGCCAACCAGUGUCUGUGACACACCGAGACAAUACAAGUGUCCUGUCAUCCAGACGGCCGUCUUGUUCACAUUCUUAGGAGCCGUCAUCGUGGUCCUCGUACUUAAUACAAAGGUUAAGUCCUAUCCUGUGGCUGCGGUCAUCAACUGCGGAAGCAAUGCUUGCCGAGAGUACGUGCAAUAUUUGCAUGAGAGCAUGAACGAGACUAUCGACCCUUGCGAAAACUUUUAUGGUUAUGUAUGCGGAAGAAUGCAACGCGCGAACUCAGUCCGUCAAACUGCAUUCAUGAGGUUCAGGGAACGGGUUAUCCAGAAGUCUAGGGCACGUACAGCAAGUAUGACUCAGUCUGCAGUUGAAAAGGCCGCCUUGUUCUACCAGAGUUGCGAAAACGUCUUGAAAUACAAUGAUGACGGCGAGCUACCCCAAGUCAAGGUCAUCCUUGCGGACGCUGGAAUAACCUGGCCAACGCCAGCAAGCACACCUGACGUGCUGUUUACGAUGCUGCGGCUUUCCUCUUACUGGCUCUGGGACACGUUUAUCACCGUAAAAUGGGUUCCACGUUCUGGAAAACUCGCAACACCUUUAAGUAUUGGACCUUCACCUCAUUUAUCUACUCUACUUAGACAAAGAAAUGCCAUCCUCAGAGCAAAAAGGUAUUUUGAUUACUUCGUCAUCAUUUACGAAGCGUUCAAAACAUCCAAUAAAACGGCUAAUGCCGCAUUCGAUGAGCUCGGAACCAUUGAACGCGAUGCUGUUCCGAUGUUCGAGGCUAGACUUCAUUCAGAUAAAAAGAAGGUAGAGACUACAAUUCGUAGAUUCAACUACACUGCUCCAGGGAUCUCCCGCGAACGCUGGUUCCAGGGCUUCAAGGCGCACUUUUACGACCUCUUGGCGUCAGAGCCUGUGGUGGUCGUAGAGCACGUUCGCUUUCUCCGUGUUAUACCGUUGUUGAUUGAUAAAGUAGGGGAGGUAAAUCUUCACCUAUACUUGAGCUGGACGGUCGUGCAGAGGUUAGUGCUGCUGGGCAACUCAAGGCUCCUUGUGAACUAUCAUGGGACAUUAGAAGCUGCUAAGUUGAACCAUAGAUCUUUCUGCUACCACUUGGUUCAAGAAAAGAUGGGCUUCGCUUUCCUUUCGCCCUACGUAUCCAGUAUUUAUACGCCACUAGUGAAGAACGACAUCGCGAACAUUAUGAACAACAUAUGCUCAACAUUCGACGACCUGUACAGGAAGAGCUUCGACCCGUCUGACAGCUUGAGAGCAGCGCAGCAACACACAGACGCCGUGCUGAAGUACCUCGACAUGUUCACGGAGGGUAACGUGGACAGGUAUUACGCGAACUAUUCCUCCAUGACUGACAAAGUGGUGAAAAACUACAAGGUGUCCUGCGACGGAGCAAGAAAUAGUCAGAGGGAUGGGUACGUCACACUUGCCCAUUUUAGAACGCCAGCAGAGACCGAGUUUACAUUUCUCGACGACAACAAAGGCGAGUUCCUCUUGGCUCCUAACGUACUCGAGCUUCCUUACUACGACGAGACUGUACCCGUGACCAUUAAGUACGCCGCGUUUGGGUCGUUUGUUGCAGAGUCCUUGACGAAGCUACUGCUUCACACCUACACUGAAUGGCACGCAAAUUCCCGCAGCAAAGUGCGUCAGACAAUCGACUGCGUGACGAGGAGCAACCCGUCCUUGAGGAGGGAUCAUUCGGACGACCUACAGAACCUCAUCGUCGCAGCAGCAACUAUUCAUAUUCUCUUAUCGGCGAUCGAGCACAGUUCAAGCUACGAGGAAGGAACGAGCAUAGCUCGGACCUACAGGAGGUUCUUUGUGAUCUGGUGCUAUGUCUUGUGUGAUACCGGUGGUGACAGCGAACUCUGUAACGGGCCUCUGCGACACGUUGAUGAGUUUGCGUCUGUGUUCGGGUGCGCUAAGAAUAGUUCAAUGAGAAGUGAGCUAUCCUGCAAAGUUUUUUCUGCUUGAACAUUUCGAAGCUCUUCUUCUGGCUAUGAUUGCAUAUGGUGACAGCGCAAUUUGUAAACGGCCAGAUCUGCGACGACGGGCCUGUCACAAAAUGAAUUUCGUCUGAUUUGCUUUCUUCGCACUUUUGUACUAAUGACCUGAUUAUAUCGAACUGAAGUCAA